Molecule: messenger RNA, 762 nt
Organism: Phalacrocorax carbo (great cormorant)
Lineage: Eukaryota; Metazoa; Chordata; Aves; Suliformes; Phalacrocoracidae
Source: RefSeq, a predicted model, not a curated record
AUGUUGCUUAGGUAUCUGGGUGGAGACAGAAGUAUUUCAGUCAAUGGAUGUUUUACACAAUACUACUUCUUUGGUUGCUUGGCAGCUGCAGAGUACUAUAUGCUCACAGUGAUGUCCUAUGAUAGGUACCUAGCAGUGUGCAAACCCCUGCACUAUCCAUCCUCUAUGAAUGGCAAGCUCUGUAUCCAGCUCAGUGCUGCAUCUAGGAUAAGAUGCUUUCUAUCUAAUUCUAUACUAACAUUCCUGAUCUCAAAUUUAGAUUUCUGCGGGUCUAAUGAAAUUGAACAUUUUUUCUGUGACUCAUUCCCAAUGAUAAAGCUCUCCUGUAGUGAGACUCAUGUGGUGGAACUUGUCACUCUUGUUGCAGGUGCAUGCUCACUGCCUCCAUUUCUGUUGACGUUCACAUCCUAUCUAUACGUCAUUAUCACAGUCAUGAGAAUUCCUUCUAUCAGGGGAAGGAAGAAGGCCUUUUCCACUUGCUCCUCACAUCUUAUCGUGGUGAUUCUUUUUUACCGGUCAAUAUUAACUGUCUACGUACUUCCUCAUCAUGAUACCCAAAUACCUCCAAACAAAGUCGUCUCUGUUUUUUAUACCAUUCUCACUCCCUUGGUCAAUCCUCUCAUUUACAGUAUGAGAAACACAGAAGUAAAGGAAGCUCUGCAAAAACAGGCAAAUAAAUUGCUGGCUUUCAGAAGGCUGCUUUCUGUUAAAAAAAGGAGGGUAAUAAUCCUUAAUGAGUUACAGGUUCAGACAAUGACAUAG